Trichophyton verrucosum HKI 0517 is the source of this 885-nucleotide messenger RNA. RefSeq lists its product as uncharacterized. The transcript has 2 exons. Bases 1 to 885 code for a protein of 294 amino acids. Lineage: Eukaryota; Fungi; Ascomycota; Eurotiomycetes; Onygenales; Arthrodermataceae. The record is from RefSeq and is a predicted model, not a curated record.
AUGAUACUUUGGGCAUUUGACCACCAGGACAUCAAGAGGCUCCUCCGGUUUCGCUUGUAUGAAGACGAUGAGCUACCUCGCCACGUACUGCAGAACCGUAAUGCAGACGUUGUUUCAGGCUUCCUUGCGUCCUUACUUCCAGCAGAACUAGGGAUGUUUCCCUUAGAAUUGUCUCACCAUGACAAGGUGGAAGAAAUACUGGAACUAUGCCAGCUCAGGACCGUUCCCGUGGAGCCCUGGAGGUGGCACCCAAAUUAUUCGUAUAAUGCCGAGCCAAGGACUAUUGCUUCUUAUAUUGAUGUUGAAAGCUCACGACAAUUCCAAGCUGUGCCCUUCGAGGACUGGAUCCGGUAUGCCUUGGGAUAUCCUACUGAGUCGAUUCAAUGGUUCUUCUCCCAACACAAACAGCUGCAUGACAUAGUCUCUGCUCAUUUGGACUUAUUCCCUGGAGAUGAAGUACCUGAUCAAUCAAACCAAUGGGUUGUGGGGUAUAUCAUCCGCCCUAUCCAGGAACUGUUUAAAGCCCACCUGACCGGUUUGCCCUCUAUGCUGAAAAAGCUCUCGGUCCUCGCUCUCAGUUUUGAACGCAAAUACCGGACUUCGGCAGAAAUAGAUUGGAGUGCCCCUUUUGACGCGAAUCCGGCAUACUUGAAUGACUUCUUUGCCUUUCGAGAGGUCGAGCCUCUAGCAAGAAAGCUUACACAUAUUGAUGCAAAAGAAUUUUCCUCUCUUUCAGUGCAAAGCUUCGUUGAGGACACCGCUGCACUACGAUCGCUAUCUGGUAGAUGGCAUUUACUCUGCUCCUCUACUGAGGAAUGCUGCCGCGCACUUCCCGAAAUGGCUACAUUCUUCAAAAGUUGCAUCUGCGUACGUAUUGAUAUCUAG